UAGCCUGUUAGUGGAAAGCCCAUACCAUUUGAAAGCAACAGCUCUAUAUAUCCGAACAUGGUCCGGUCCCUUCAUCGUCUGGCGUCCUCCCGCUUCUUCCCCAUUUCGAAAUAACCUACUGUCCUGCUCUCCGCUCCCCAUCACGUCCUCAAUAAGCUAUCCACACUUUCAAACGGCUAUUCAGAUAUAAUCUCUUCGCUGUUCAGUUGAAAUCAAUCUACUGAUUCCGUCCAUCAAAGGAAGUUGGGGAAGAACCAGCGAGAAAACCCUAAUUAGUUGGCUUGGUGUAGACGAUCGGCCUUGAAGUGUGGAGUUUGAGGCACUGUUCUUCCUCACAGACGAAUGGCUAUGGAGAUCACCAACUUUCUAAUAUCUGCUCAGUCUGCUGAUUCAAAGACCCGGACUGAUGCAGAAGCAACUCUUUCUCAGUUCAAAGAGCAGAACCUAUCAUCAUUUCUUCUGUCACUGGCAGUUGAACUAUCCAAUGAUGGAAAACCUACUGAAUCUCGCAGACUGGCUGGUCUUAUUCUUAAGAACUCUUUGGAUGCAAAAGAAGCUUCCAGGAAAGAAAUCCUUGUUCAGAAGUGGACCGCGAUUGAUAUCUCACUUAAGUCCCAAAUAAAAAGUUUUCUUCUAAAUACACUCACCUCUUCCGUACGUGAUGCCAGUCAUACUUCUUCCCAAGUCAUUGCUAAGAUUGCUUCAAUUGAAAUCCCACGGAAAGAGUGGCCUGAACUUAUUGGAUUGUUACUUGCAAAUAUGACUCAGCCAGGCAGCUCUGCAUCUCUUAAGCAGGCUACUUUGGAAACACUUGGCUAUGUUUGUGAGGAGAUAUCACACCAUGAUCUUGCCCAAGAGGAAGUCAAUGCUGUGUUGACUGCUGUGGUGUCAGGCAUGACUGUUGGAGAACAGAGUCCUGAAAUCCGUCUUGUUGCAACUAGGGCUUUAUACAACGCACUUGUUUUUGCCCAAACCAACUUCCAGAAUAAGAUGGAACGUGAUUACAUCAUUAAGGUGGUUUGCGAGGCAACCACAGCUAAGGAGGUGGAGAUUAGACAGGCUGCUUUUGAGUGUCUUGUUUCUAUUGCAUCAACAUACUAUGAGGUUCUUGAGCCUUAUAUGCAGAUAAUAAUCGAUCUAUCUUCAAAGGCAGUCAAAGAAGAUGUGGAGGCAGUUGCUCUUCAAGCUAUAGAAUUGUGGAGCUCUAUAUGCGAUGAAGAGAUAGAGCUUCAGGACUAUGAAGAAGACUCUGAGAGCGGGGAAUCUGGGGCUCAACACUCCCGUUUCAUUGAGAAAUCUCUUCCCUUUUUAGUUCCCAUGUUGCUUGAAACUUUAUUGAAGCAAGAUGAAGAUCAGGAUCAUGAUGAUGAUAUCUGGAAUUUGGCCAUGGCUGGUGGCACAUGUCUCGGUCUUGUAUCCAGAACUGUUGGAGAUGCGGUUGUUCCCCUUGUGAUGCCAUUUGUUGAGACCAACAUACUAAAGCCAGAGUGGAGGUCACGUGAAGCUGCAACUUAUGCAUUUGGUUCAAUUCUUGACGGCCCAAGCAUCGAGAAGCUCUCUCCCAUGGUUGCCGCUGGUUUUGAUUUUCUGCUCAAUGCCAUGAAAGAUGCAAACAGCCACGUGAGAGAUACCACUGCUUGGACUCUCAGCCGUAUUUUUGAGUUAUUACACAAACCAGCAUCUGGAUAUUCUGUGCUAUCACCUAACAACCUCCAGAGGGUUGCAGGGGUGUUGCUGGAAAGUAUUAAGGAUGCACCUCAUGUUGCUGAAAAGGUUUGUGGGGCCAUCUAUUUUCUCGCUCAGGGGUAUGAGGAUGCGGGCCCAGCUUCCUCACUGCUGACUCAGUAUGUUCCUGAUUUCGUAGGUGCCCUUGUUACUGCCGCUGACCGUGUGGAUGCAAACGAUACGAAACUUCGUUCCUCUGCAUAUGAAACCCUGAAUGAAAUCGUAAGGUGUGCCAACCUUUCAGAAACAGCUUCUAUCAUUGUUCAGCUUUGCCCUGUGAUCAUGAACAAACUGGAUAAUACCAUUAACCUUCAGAUUCUAUCCUCAGAUGACAGAGGAAAGCAGGCAGACUUACAAGCCUCACUCUGUGGUGUUCUCCAGGUCAUCAUCCAGAGGCUUAGCAGCACUGAAGAGACGAAAUCUUUGAUUCUCCAAGCUGCUGAUCAGAUUAUGAUUUUAUUCCUUAAGAUAUUCACCUGUCGUAGCUCAGUUGUUCACGAAGAAGCCAUGCUCGCUAUUGGUUCAUUGGCUUAUGCGACUGGCCCGGGGUUUGAGAAGUACAUGCAUGAGCUCUACAAGUACCUGGAGAUGGGACUCCAGAAUUUUGAGGAAUACCAAGUGUGUGCCAUCACGGUGGGAGUAGUUGGGGACAUUUGUCGUGCUUUGGAUGAAAAGAUCUUACCAUUCUGUGACGGCAUCAUGUCACUUCUACUUAAAGAUCUGUCUAGUGGGGAGCUGAACCGUUCGGUGAAGCCUCCAAUAUUCUCAUGCUUUGGGGAUAUUGCCCUGGCCAUAGGGGAAAAUUUUGAGAAGUAUGUGGAGUUUGCUUUGCCCAUGAUGAAGAGUGCAGCCGAGGUGUGCGCGAAUCUGGAUUAUGAGGAUGAGGAGAUGGCUGAUUAUGGGAACCAGUUGAGGCGUAGUAUUUUCGAGGCGUAUUCAGGCAUACUGCAGGGGUUUAAGAAUUCCAAGCCGGAUUUGAUGCUGCCCCAUGCACCUCAUUUGCUCCAGUUCCUCGAACUAGUUGCCCAAGACCGAAAUAGAUAUGAGAGUGUUACGAAAGCUGCAGUUGCUGUGUUGGGUGAUUUGGUAGAUUCGUUGGGUACAAAUGUGAAGGCACUGUUGAGUGAUCGGGUGUUUUGCAAUGCGUUUUUGGGGGAAUGUCUUCAGUCAGAUGAUGAACAGCUCAAGGAGACCGCCACAUGGACCCAAGGGAUGAUUGGGCGGACCUUCUCUAUUUGUGGGUAAAAUGGUAAAUGAAUGCUGCUCUUUCUCUCUACCAAGUUUUGCUUCCAGUAAUGUUGGAUGGGUUUGAUGCAUCCCAGAAACUGGGAGAGUUUCUAAGGCUACAGUGUCGUAUGUUGGUGUAUGGAAAGGUGUCUAUUUUUUCCUUUUCCUUUUUGUGAAGUUCUAAAAGGCCAGGCCACCUAUUUCUCUCAGUAACCUGACCAAUUUACUAUAGUGGCAUUUGAUGAGAUGCUCUCAUUAGUUAUUUAUUUAAUCAAAAUCAGCUUCAGCUACUAUU
Molecule: messenger RNA, 3247 nt
Organism: Cuscuta europaea
Lineage: Eukaryota; Viridiplantae; Streptophyta; Magnoliopsida; Solanales; Convolvulaceae
Source: the annotation of a GenBank genome assembly